AUGUCACUUCCUAUAUUCUUUGUGGCAAUGUUUUAUUGCUUUUAUACACCAUUCACGAAAGUGGAAGAGAGUUUUAACAUGCAGGCAAUACACGACAUCCUAUAUCAUCGAUUAAAUUUAUCUCAAUACGAUCAUCAUGAGUUUCCAGGGGUAGUUCCGCGUACAUUUAUCGGUCCCCUUGUCAUAUCCCUUUGCAUUUCACCGAUUGUAGCAAUUAUCAAUGUUUUAAACAUUAAUAAAUUCUGGUCGCAAUAUUUGGUGCGAAUGACACUAGCUGCAUUUGUGUCCUACACAUGGAAUCAAUUGAUGAAAACGAUUCGACAAAAGCUUGGAAUUGAAGUGUCUAUUUGGCUACUUUUAAUCACAUUAACUCAGUUUCAUUUUACGUUUUAUAUGAGUAGGACAUUGCCAAAUAUCAUGACACUUCCACUUGUAUUAUUGGCUGUUAACUCAUGGCUUAAACGAGAAAAGAAGAAAUUUUUAACAUUUGCUGGUGCAUCAAUUAUUAUCUUUAGAUCGGAACUUGUGAUCUUUCUAGGACUUUUACUAAUCUAUGAUCUCUUUUAUAAGCGACUAUCCAUAAUUGAAUUACUAAAAUUUGGCAUCCCAACAGCAAUAUCCUUAAUACUUUUAACAAUUGGAAUUGAUUCGUAUUUUUGGAAAAGACUUUUAUGGCCCGAAAUGGAAGUGCUGUUUUAUAAUACCGUCCUUAAUAAGAGCUCUGACUGGGGAACAUCACCAUUUUUAUGGUACUUUUAUUCAGCACUUCCGAGAGCUUUAGGGGUCUCAUUAAUCUUUGUGCCUUAUGGAUUAUUUGUUGAGCCUCGUAUUAGAGCUAUAACAAUACCUGCAAUAAUCUUCGUACUAAUUUACUCAUUCUUACCACAUAAGGAACUAAGAUUUAUUAUCUAUGUCUUCCCAAUGCUCAAUAUAGCCAGUGCAUGUGCUUGUCAACGGUUGUGGAAUAACAGAACUAAGUCAAUGAUCCAUACAGCUUUCUCAAUAAUUGCUGCUGGACAUCUUAUUGGAAAUUUCGUACUUACAGUAUUUUUAUUGACUGUGUCCAAAACUAAUUAUCCAGGUGGAAUUGCCAUUUCCAAAAUUCACAGAUUAGCUACAAAUGACCAAAAUGUCACAAUUCACAUUGAUAAUUUGACAGCACAAAGUGGAGUGACUCGAUUUACGGAAAUAUAUUCUAAUUGGACAUACAGUAAAGAUGAGCAUUUAAAGGCUGGCGAUGAGGAGCUGCACAAAUUUGAUUACUUGUUGACUGAAGUUAAGAACAAGUAUGCACCAGAAAUGCGCCUUUUGCAGUCUACACAUGAGAAAAUUGAGCUUAUUGAGUGCUUUAGCAAUAUUGGUGUGCAUUAUACGAGUCUAGUUCCUUUAAAAAUACGCACAAAGCCAUGCAUAAUGAUUAUGAAAAGGAGACCAAAUGCUGUGCUGCUUAAAAGAUUCUUUGAUGUUUCAAUCGAUGAAAAUGAGCAAAGUGGAAGUGAAUUAGAUACUGAGGAUAUUGAAGAUGAACUAGAAAUCGAGCUAGAAGUUCAGGACGAGAUCCAGGAAAAGCCAAAAGUCUUGAAGAAAAAGCGAUUAAGGUCGUCAAUAAAUAAAUUAAAAAUGAAGGAAAUUAUUGAGGCUGGAAAAAUGGAAGAGCAGCAGAGAGAAAGCGAGGAAUCUGGAACUAUAGAGAACAUUGACAUCCAGUCCGAGGAACUUGUUAUUAAUGAUGAGAUUCAAGAUACAGUGAAUUUUGAAAAAGAUCCAGUGAACGAUGAACCUGAUAACACUGAUGAGGAACUAGAAAACGAAGAAAAUCUCACAUCUGAAGAGUUAUGGCCAUUAGAAGACAACAGGAAUGAUGAAGCAACAAGUGAAACAAGUGAAAACACGAAAAAUAAUAUUAAGAAGAUUAUAUCUCAAGAAAAGACUAAGCAGCUACUCGAAGAGUUUAAGAAAGUUGACCUAAGUGCCUUAUGUGACCUGACAAAAAUGGAUACCAAAGAUUGUCUCAAAAAGAUUCUAGAUGAGCAUGUUGAACUGUAA
Chironomus riparius is the source of this 2046-nucleotide messenger RNA. The record is from the annotation of a GenBank genome assembly. NCBI's taxonomy places the organism in Eukaryota, Metazoa, Arthropoda, Insecta, Diptera, Chironomidae.